Trametes versicolor FP-101664 SS1 is the source of this 1911-nucleotide messenger RNA. RefSeq lists its product as uncharacterized. Lineage: Eukaryota; Fungi; Basidiomycota; Agaricomycetes; Polyporales; Polyporaceae. The transcript is spliced from 5 exons. Bases 1 to 1911 code for a protein of 636 amino acids. The record is from RefSeq and is a predicted model, not a curated record.
AUGGAUCCUCAAUACCGCAACAAAAAAAUCAUCAAUCUUACCGAGCAAGAGCUGACCAGCCUCGGCUUUUUGGGCCCCAAUGCCCUCCCAGGGAUUAAGAAACUUGUCGAGCAAAUCAGGGCAGACCCGGAGAGACUUGGCCAGGUCAACUGCUUCCAGGUCGAGCUGUUGAGGGGCGAGUACGACGCCAAAGCUUCCGCUCACGGAGCUCCUCAGGCCUCUCCUACGUCUCCAACCUUUCGAGGCUCCCCCGUCCUGAGCGACGCCGACACCCUCUUCUCGCAGCCCAGUGCCAGCUCGACUGCCACGACCGUCGUCGCUCUCGACCUUAUCUCUCAGUACGAGUCCAACUUCUAUUACCGCGGCCUCUCGGAGGACCCUCCGAAGCUCAUGUGGCGCUCCGACCUCGACACCAACCCCUUCCCCAUGCCAGAAGCCGGUGAACGCUUCAUCAAGCCCCCCUCCAAGACUGCCUUCGGCAUCUUCAACACGCGUCUCAACAAAGUCUGGGACUCUACCGUCGCUCCUCGUAUCAUUGCAUUGUUAAAGACGCACGGUAUCAAGCGCUCGGUGCUGAAGACCGCCCGCUUCUUGAUAGUCGACGAGGACGCCGGGACGGAGAGGUGGGGCCCCGACACCAUUUGGAUAGCCGUUCAUCCCAACACCACCAAGGCUGCAGACGCUCGCGACGUCACUCCCGCCAUCCUCCAGAUCCUCAACGACGCUCAGGUAUACGGCGCUGUCGUCGAGUGGUACGAGGGGGCUGUCGAGAGCCUGGUCGGGCCCCCUCUGAUGCCCAUCGUGGAUAACUCCGACCCCACCUCCGGCCUUAGUAAUCCCUUCGACGUCGGCCUCGGUAUUCCAAUCGCUAGAGCGUCCGACGAUGCUCAGGGCACCGUUACUCUGCUGUUCCACGAGGUCAAGACCAAGGACGGCACGCCCAGCGACAGGAUCCUCGCCCUCACUAACAAGCACGUCGCCACCGUUGACACUACCACCGACUACAUCUUCGACGCUGCCAACCCUGUCAGCAUCCUCGUCUGCGAUGAACGUCGCUUCGAUUGUGCUAACAAGGAGAUCAAAGAGGCGCUCAACACAGGUCUCCGCGACGCCGUUCGUCUUGCGGGAGAGCUCAAGGACUUGCAGACCAAGGAAGGCGUGCCGGCGAAGAGAGCCGUGCAAAGGAAGGAGGCCGACUUGACCCGCCAGCUCGAAGACAACGAGGUUCGCCAGGAGCUCUUCCAUGUGGUCAACGGACCGUGGAAGCUGGCCGGCAACCGCGAGUUCGCCACCGUUCUCUGGGCUCCCAAGAUUUCUGUCACUGUUCCCGGCAGCCCUUACGCGCGCGACAUAGCUACCUUGGUUGUCGAUGAGGCGAAGCUCGAGCACUUCAACGGCAACAUCGUUAAUCUUGGUAACCAGUUCACCGUCAGUCAGCUCGAAGACAAGUUUUGGCCGACCGUUGCCAUUCGCGAGGACAGGACCAUCCCAGCCGACCUCCAGCUCCCCAUCCACGCUGUUCUCCCCCGCCGUCUCGUCAUGAAUCCCGACACCGAAGACAAAAACGGGGAGCCGCUAUACAUCGUCGCCAAGUACGGCAACACCACCAAGCUCACGUUAGGCAACUUCUCGGGCAUGGAUGCCUAUGUUUGUACCAAGUUCGGAGUCGAGUCCCGCGAGUGCGUCAUCUAUAACGGCAAGGGCGCUGGCGACUUCUCAGCCAAGGGAGAUUCUGGAUCUCUCAUCUUCAGGGGCGACGGUGUCGGUGUCGCCAUGCUCCACUCGGGCAUGCCUCGAGGCAGGCACAGCCAUGUCACGUACGCUGCGCCCCUUUGGUGGGUGUUCAAGCUGGUCCGCGAGGAGUAUCCCGAUGCCGAAUUCUACGGCAUGACGUACACCAUCGAAGAUUGA